UCUGCCUCCCGAGUGCUGGGACUAAAGGCGUGCACCACCCCUGGCCGGCUUACCAUUUUAUUUUUAUGAUGAGGCCAUUGGGAGGACUAACCUAGAUUACAGGCUCUAAUACAUUUCUGUGGUAAAAAUGAGACCAUUUAACACUUAUGCCUUAGAAGCACUCCAUAAAGAAGGACCAUGUUCGAAGUGGGUGUAAACUGUCAAAAUUCAUUAGGUACAUACACAAGGGAUGAGCAAAAGCAGAACAUCCAAAUACUAUUCUCCUGAAUGAAAGGGAUAAAGCAGUCAUGGAUAAAAGAGAACUAAGCACCAGUAAGUAUGACCACUAUUAGGAUGAGGAAAGAGGCAGGACAACAGAGAAUUCUUAAUUGUUCAGAGAACCCUGAGAAGCUCUGACCCCUCCCCCACAACCCUGCCAGAAUGUUGGGCCCAAAAGAAUAAGCAAGAUAACAGAUGUCAUGUCCACGGCCUGGAGAGAAUGAAAGAUGAUCUGACUUACAGAACUGGCUGAGUCAUUGCAGACUACAGGGCUCGCCUCCAUGAACAUCAAGGAACUUAAGCAACACUGAAGGAAUCCCUGCACUGUCCAUAACCACCGAGGCCCAGGAGAGAAGGAAGAACAGAGAGAGACAGCCUGAAGACUGUAAGAAUCAAGAUGGACAGCAGCCCACAAGGGACAAGCACAGAUCUGGGUUUCUGAGUCGGGGGAAAAACCUAUCAGGGAGGAGUGCCGCUGAUGGACAUAGAUCCUACAUAACGGUUUCUUUGGGCCAUGUCAGUGGCGGCAUCAGUGAAAGGGAUUACCUCCAUUCUGUCUUCUCUACAGAUAACCAAAGUGGCCUUAAAGGAAGCUAAGAUAACAUCUCACAUUUGGGCUGCCCAGCAGUUGAACUUGGGUCUGAGACUAGUGCCAGGACACCCAUCUGUCAAAAUAGGGAUCUUGGUACUAUUAAUUUUUCUCCCAAGUACAUUCUGUGACAUAGGACCUGUAUAUUACUCUUCUUAUGAAACGGUCAUCCCCAAGAGACUGCCAGUCGAGGGGAGUGAAGAUCCUGGAGGAAGGGUGUCCUACAUGCUGUUGAUACAGGGCCAGCAGCAGCUGCUUCACCUAAAGGUAAAGGGAGACUACUCUGUGAAUAACUUCCCAGUCUACAGUUACCACAAUGGCAUCCUGGAGCAAGAAAUGCCUCUCCUCUCUCAGGACUGCCACUAUGAAGGCUACAUGGAAGGGGUACCAGGCUCUUUUGUUUCUGUCAACAUCUGUUCCGGCCUCAGGGGCAUCCUGAUUAAGGAGGACACAUCCUACAGCAUCGAGCCUAUUCUCUCUUCCAAAGGGUUUGAACACAUUCUGUACACCGUGGGCCUUCAGCCUCAAGCCUCCUGCAGCGUCACUCCCAAAGGCAGUUCAGGGGACACCAGCCAGCAACAAAGGAACGGGAAGCCCGAUGACCCAUGGGAACUGUCUGAUUUGAGGUCACACACCAAGUAUGUGGAGAUGUUUGUCGUGGUCAACCACCAGCGCUUUCAGAUGUGGGGCAGCAGUGUCAACGAGACGGUCGGGGCAGUAGUGGACAUCAUUGCUCUGACCAACAGCUUCACUAGGGGACUAAACACAGAGGUGGUGCUGGUGGGGAUGGAAAUCUGGACAGAGGGGGACCCGAUCGAGGCCCCGGUGGAUCUGCAGGCUACCCUGAGGGAUUUCAACCGCUGGAGACAGGAGAAGCUCGUGGGCCGGCUCAGGCACGAUGUUGCACACUUGAUCGUCGGGCAUCACCCAGGAGAGAACGAGGGCCAGGCGUUUCUCCAUGGUGCCUGUUCAGGCGGGUUUGCAGCAGCUGUGGAGGCCUUCCCUCAUGAAGAUGUCCUGCUGUUUGCGGCGCUUAUGGCCCAUGAGCUGGGGCACAACCUGGGUAUCCAGCACGACCACCAGGCCUGCAUCUGUGACCAUAAGCACUUCUGCCUCAUGCACGAGAAUAUCACCAAGGGCAGUGGCUUCAGCAACUGCAGCUCUGAUGAUUUCUACCGUUUCCUCCAUGACCACAGAGGGGCCUGCCUGCUCGACAGGCCUUGGCACCAAAGCCGUAAGCGCAGAGCGACCCGUUGUGGAAAUGGUGUG
This is a messenger RNA of Cricetulus griseus (Chinese hamster), 2116 nucleotides long. The record is from RefSeq and is a predicted model, not a curated record. NCBI's taxonomy places the organism in Eukaryota, Metazoa, Chordata, Mammalia, Rodentia, Cricetidae.